AUUAACAAGUGGCUGUUACAAGCUCAGUCACUAUGCACGACGCAAAUCAUUUAGAUGGCCUAACAAAGUUUAUAGAUAUGCCUUAAAGAGCACGCCAAUUUUUUAAAAUAAUGUAACGUGUAUAUACUAUAAUUUCAAGGGAUAUGGACCCAGAAAGUAUAGGAAAAGAAACAAUUGUAAGAGUAACUGAUUGGUUACGUGGAAUGUGGGAAAUGAGACGUCGUAAUAGCCCAGUUCAACAAUGGGUUGAUUCUAUACCAUCACCUAUAAAAUCAAGUGUACCUAUCUCAAUUGAUGUUAAGUCUAGCACUUCGGUAAUACCUACACCAGCUAAAGACAUUCCAGUUUUAAAGGGAAACUAUUCCAAGAUUCCUACUAUGACUGUAUCAGCUCCUAUAAAUGUGCCUGGCUCAUCAGCAGUCAAUAUGUCAACUAAAAUACCUAGUUCUCUUCCUCAUGGUAGACUUGCACGAGACCAAAGUUUUCAAUCAGAUAGUAGCCAUUGCAGUAGUAUAGAAAGUUUAUUAGAACUGAGAAAAGCAGAUCCUGAAGCAGUUUUACUUAGUCUUGGAUUUGGUGGUUGUUCCAAUAGUCCUCAGGAAAGUGGUCCAUUAUCUCGUAUACCUAAAAGGUUUUUACAACCAUCAAAAUUAAAAGGAAUUGCUAUAAACGACUUUGUUAAACAGCAACAAGAAACAAGUGAAUCAUUUGAUUCCGUAUCUUUGGGAUACAGGGGUCUAACAGGUUCGCCAUAUGUAGCACCAUCUGAAAUAGUCCAAAAAAUUAUGGAACGAUUACGCGAGCACGAAUCACAUGAAAUGGAUGCUUAUGCAAUAUACAAUCCUUAUGAACAAUAUAACAAAAUAUAUCCGCAACCCAGACAUUCCGUAUUAUCACCGGACAAUAGACAAUUUUUGGACCAGCCACGAUCAAAAAGCCCUGAUAUGCGUAAUAAGCGCAUGAUUAUUGGACAAAAGUCUUUUGCUUUUGGACAUAAUGGUGAUUUAAUUGAGAUAUGCUUACCAAAUACAAAAAAAACAACAUCACAUGAAAAGGUGAAUGAUUACUGUACUAUUAACGAUAUUUCUAAAUUAAGAGAAUUAAAGGAAAUGCAUAUAAAGCCAGAAAAAUCAUCUAUUAAUAAAUCAGAUGAAUCUAUCAAGAGGAAUUUAUCUGAUCAAUUUAAUGAUAGUACAGAAUUUUUUGGAACUGACGAAUUAUCAAGUAAUUAUUUCGAUGACCAAGUAACUCUUAAUAUGAAAUAUAAAACUAGAGAAAAAGAGCAUUCCAAAUCAAUUGCUAUUAUAACAGAGAAAGAUGACAAUAUUUUCUCUAAACAUGUUGGUACUCGACGUGCUAGUGAAGGAUAUAAUGAAGUUAAUUUAGGAGAGAAUAGUAUCAUCCCGGAUGGUAGAAGAUUUAGUGAUAGUAUAAUCAUGAAAAACCAAAUUAAUGAAAGUUUAUUAGAUAAAAGAAGAGGUUUGAAACGUCAGGCAAGAGUAAAUGAAUUGGAUGCAGAAAGUUUCUAUCGUUCAAACCUAAUAAUAUCUAAAGCAUCGCAAGAUAAAGAAUCUGAAUCUGAUUUAUCAUUUGAUUCAUAUGCAACAUCAGAAAAAAUAAUAGACAUCAAAAAAUUAAAUUCUACUGUAGAAUCUACAGAUGAAGACGAGUGUUUAAGUACAGAAAAGACCAACGAAAAUUACGGUCCAUUUAAUACUUAUAAAUAUUCUCCAAGUGUAAGCACAAAUACCUCAAGUACAUCUACAACGACUUUAUUAAAGACAAAAGAUAAAUGUUGUAAAAAGAAAAAUCGAACUUGCGAUUGCAAAGAAAAAAUAGAUCAUAUUUAUAGAACUGAAGACAUGCAUGCAGAUUGUUGCUGUCAAUUCGAUGAUAGUAAAUGCUGGGAGAAAGUAGAAAAAAUAAUGCAAGAAAAUAAAAAAUUAGAGGAUAUUGUAGCAAAAAGCAGAAUAGAAAUGGCAGAAAUCCGUGAUAUGUUAAAUAAUGUUUUAUCCGUCAGAAUGGAACCUGGUUUUUGAUAGUAUAAUCGAAAGAUCUAUUUAAAUUAAUUUGUAGCGGGUAUUAAUUGUUUAAUAGAUAAUAAUUAUUUAACAGCAUAUAAACAACAAACAAUAAUAUAUUGUAGGAAGCAAUCUAAGAUAUUUUUAAAUGCUUUUUUCUAAAUACUUUUAUGAAAUCUUUUUUUAUAGAUAAUAGAAAUAAGAGGCUACAAUCUAAUAGAGAAUAACUAAGAUAGAUUAGUUUGCUAAAAAGUUAGUUGAAUUGUCAGCAAUAAACGUGCUAAAAUCUGAAUAUAUAGAAAAUGUUAUAGGCCUAUUAUUUGCCUAUUUUUAUGUGCAAAAAUAUAUAUACAUGCAAUGUAUAUACAAAUAUCUUAAAAAAAAAAAAAAAGAAAAGAAAGAAAGAAAGAAAGAAAAAAAAACAUCUUCGCGAUACCAAUUACGUACAUCGUACGUAUAUAUACGCGGUAUGUAACAGUGUUUUAUUUUUUAAUUGUUAUUAUUUUAAUAUGGGGCUGUGGAUAAAUACGAAAAGAUAUAUUGCUUUAUUAUCCAAUAUUUUCAAAAUAUGGAUAUUGUUAAAUAUUUUCGUAAGUCAUGAUUUUAGAGCGACAAUGUCUCAAUAUAACAUUUGUGUUAUAGUGUAUACAAUAGUUAUUAUUAUUAAAAAUUUUUAAUAUUUUUAAUUGACACUAAUAAAUUAUAAAUUGUUUUUUUAA
Messenger RNA from Vespa crabro (European hornet), 2740 nucleotides. RefSeq lists its product as uncharacterized. NCBI's taxonomy places the organism in Eukaryota, Metazoa, Arthropoda, Insecta, Hymenoptera, Vespidae. The transcript has 6 exons. The record is from RefSeq and is a predicted model, not a curated record. Gene Ontology annotation, molecular function: signaling receptor binding. The coding region runs from base 144 to 2039 and encodes 631 amino acids.